Molecule: messenger RNA, 6691 nt
Organism: Epinephelus fuscoguttatus (brown-marbled grouper)
Lineage: Eukaryota; Metazoa; Chordata; Actinopteri; Perciformes; Serranidae
Product: microphthalmia-associated transcription factor-like
Exons: 10
Coding region: 313-1857 (514 amino acids)
Biological process (GO): melanocyte differentiation; regulation of transcription by RNA polymerase II
Cellular component (GO): nucleus
Molecular function (GO): protein dimerization activity; DNA-binding transcription factor activity, RNA polymerase II-specific; RNA polymerase II cis-regulatory region sequence-specific DNA binding
Source: RefSeq, a predicted model, not a curated record
UCACUGUGUGAGCAGAUAAGGCUGUGUAAAAUCCCCUCGGAUGCUGCAGCCAAUGAAAACCAUGCUGACACUGACAGCCGAGGUGCAUGCUGGUAGUGGUAGUCGGCUGGUCUCCUGCAGCCGGUCAGCAGCGCUGUGCUGGCGGCUGUGCAGGACUACACAGCUCCGGGUGUCUGCACAGAGGCGGCUUGCGUUGACAGCGGUUGGUACUGAGCGAAGUACGGCGGCACAAAUAUCGCCCGUCUGGGUUUGCUUUGCUUUUUUUUUUUUUGUUAAGGGGUUUAACGUUUCCAAAAGUUGACCUCUGCAAGUAUGCAGUCCGAAUCGGGGAUAGUUCCCGACUUCGAGGUCGGAGAGGAGUUUCAAGAGGAGCCUAAAACGUAUUACGAAUUGAAGAGUCAACCCUUGAAAAACAGCAGCCCGUCGGACCAGCACGGCUCCUCCAAGCCCCCGCUGAGCUCCUCGGCCAUGACAUCACGCAUCCUACUGCGGCAGCAGCUGAUGCGGGAGCAGCUUCAGGAGCAGGAGCGGCGGGAGCAGCAGAGACAACAGGCCUCCCAGUACCCACAAACCACAGCAGCUCAGAGCCCCGCCAUCAAUGUCAGUGUCCCCGCCAGUUUGCCUCCUGCUGCCCAGGUGCCAAUGGAGGUGCUCAAGGUCCAGACACACCUGGAGAACCCAACCAAGUACCACAUCCAGCGCUCUCAGCAGCAGCAGGUGAAGCGGUACCUGGGAAAGCUUGGCUCUCAGGUGUUGAGCUUGCCCUGCCACAACCAGUCCUCUGACCACGGGGGCAUGCCGCCAGGGCCGGGCAACAGCGCCCCCAACAGCCCUAUGGCCUUACUGACCCUGAACUCUAACUGCGAGAAAGAGAUGGAUGAUGUCAUUGAUGACAUUAUUAGUCUGGAGUCCAGUUACAGUGAUGAUAUCCUCGGCCUGAUGGACCCAGGACUUCAGAUGGCUAACACGAUCCCCGUGAAUGCUAACCUCAUGGACAUGUAUGGUAAUCAGGGUAUGCCCCAGCAGGGUCUGCCCAUCAGCAACUCCUGCCCUGCCAACCUGCCCAACAUCAAAAGGGAAUACUCUGUUUCACAAUCCCCUGCCAUCAUGCAUAUGCUGGAUAAGUCUGGAUCCUGCGGCAAAUUUGACAACUAUCAGAGGCCUGAAGGGUUCCCUGUUGAAGCUGAGGUAAGAGCAAUGGCAAAGGAGAGACAGAAGAAGGACAACCAUAAUCUGAUUGAGAGAAGACGACGGUUUAACAUCAACGAUCGAAUCAAGGAAUUGGGCACUUUAAUUCCUAAAUCCAAUGACCCGGACAUGCGCUGGAACAAAGGCACCAUCCUGAAGGCUUCAGUGGACUACAUCAGGAAACUACAGCGGGAGCAGCAGAGGGCCAAAGAGCUGGAGAAUCGCCAGAAGAAGCUAGAGCAUGCCAAUCGACAUCUGAUGUUACGGAUACAGGAGUUAGAGAUGCAGGCGCGGGCUCACGGUCUGGUCAUCACCUCCUCAGCACUCUGCGCUAGUGAACUUGCGGCCCGGUCCAUUAAACAGGAGCCUUCCCUGGAGGAUUGCCGCCAGGACCUGUACACGCUCCACCCCCAUCACCAACACCACCCGGCCUGCACUCCAGAACCACCCAGCGCCCUGGAGCUAAACGAAGGCCACUCUAACUUCCCCGAGGGCCACUACAGUGUUCACGGCAAGCCGGGCUCCAAACUCAACGACAUCCUCAUGGAAGAUAACUUAUCACCGGUGAGAGGGGGGGACCCUUUGCUCUCGUCAGUCUCCCCAGACACCUCAAAGGACAGCAGUCGCAAGAGCAGUGUAAGCAUGGAUGGAGAUGAGCAGGGCUGUUAGCACCCCCUACUGGAAGACCCCUCACCUGCAUCUCCAACCGUCUCCAUCCUGCUACAAGUGUUCCUGUCAGCAGCUAACACACUCCCAGCUGCUGGAGAGGCUUCCUCCCGUUUGUGUCAUUUGUUUGUUGUGUUGUUUUUUUUCUCCCCUGCCCACGUUUACAUGUAUUGAAUCUUUUCCAGUCAUGUUUUUUUUGUUAGUUUAUUUGUGAUAUCAUGUUUUCAAGCCCUCAACCUUGAUUACAAGGACUGAUUAAAAAGUUUGCUUUAAUCAAUACUUUGAUGACAAUGAGUUACAAAAAUAGAUGUUUUUAUAUUUAAAAAAAAUAUGCAUUCAUCUUUGAAUAGAGGCUAGAUUAUGCUUAUUUCUAUUGAUUCCAAAGAAUCUAGGGAAGUUAUAAAUCAUGGUCAGAAAUGUAGAUAUUUUGUGUUGAGAUGAACACUGCUAAAUCACUAGCAAUAAUAGGACAAAAAAAAUCUAUUUAUUACUAUAGUGCUUUACACUCCUUGUGUCUUAGAUUGAACCUGAAUGUGCCAAUGCCUUAUUAAGAUGUGUAUACAUCAAUGUUGUAUUGCUAUGCACAUUUUUUGGCUGUUAUCUGAGUCUUUGUCAGUCUUCCAGUUGAAAUUUCUUCCUUGACAAAUAUUAAUCAUUUGUAGAUUUGAUCUUAUUUAUGUUUCUAUGUAAACAGGACUUUAUGUACACAUUUCCCUAAAAAUGUAUUUAAAACAAGGCAUUUAAAAGAGCCUUUUUAAAGUAAUAAAAAUAAUAAAUAAAUGAACGCACAUUAAAAAUAGGAAGCUAAAAUGUCUCCUUCGAGAUAAUUAAAAUGAACAAAAUCAGCUUCGAUAAUGAGCAAGAUGCAGCACAACAAUCCAGCAACAAGAGAAAAGUUUCACCACCCUGAUGCAUCCUGUAACCACCCAGUGCUGACUGCUCAGCAGUGUGUACCAGAUAUAUUACCAAUAAACAUUCCUCACUGCCAAAACCACCAAAAUACUUAAAUUUAACCAAAAUAAUUAAGAUUUUUUUUUAAUAAUGCAGUCAGAAAACCAGUAGAAUCUUAGCACAAAUCAAAAUCAAAAAGCCUGUUAUAGCUCUGACACACGCACAAGAAGCUGAUGGUAGAUCUGAUUGUUACAUAAUUCUAUAAAUCUUUGAUAGAUGAUUAACGCAAGAUGAAGAUGAAUCAGUUUUUAAUGUAUUCUUGUCUCUAGUGUUCAGACAAAACUGGUAAACCUGCUCCUAUCUAUCACAUACAGUGUACUACUUCAGACAUGUGUUGAUACAAUGCUGAGUUUUUAUAAUUGUCCAUCCAUUUCCUAAAUUAUUGUUUUUUUUACACCACUGUGGUGACAUUUCAAAUUCAGGAUUUUUUUUUUCCAUUAUGUGAACAUUUAUAUUGCCAAGGAGUAUAAGGAGACUGCUUUGGGAUUUUGUAUGAAAUGCAUGACAUUGUCAAAACACUGGAAUGACCUCUGUAAUUUGAAAUGUGGUUUGUUCGCCUUUUUUUUUUUUUUAUCUAAGCAUAAACUAACUAUUGUAUUUGGCUUUUCAAAUGCAUACAGAAUAUUGUAUGAGAUUGUAGAUUCUUUAUGGUGUACGGUUGUUGUAUAUUUCAGCAGCUUAUUUUCAACAGUUGUAGCACAUAGCAUAAGUAUGCCUUUGUUAAUAUCUACCUGCCAUACAUUGAGAGCCCUGUUACAGCACAGCCUCCAUUUUGUUAAACUAUGCAAUGGUUGAAGUUGUACCUGCAGAGCAGCAUCGUGUCUCGACAAUGUGAUCUCCUUAUGACUUAGUCUAAACAGUGUCAAAGUAAUUAUCUUUUUAAUUGAUUUAAGUGCCUUACAGUCGUUUCAGUUACCCUGGUGAUGUAAGAGGAGUUGUAGACAGUGAUGCAAAAUUUUGUUGAUGUUUAUACUGGUAUUUGGUGCUUAAUGAAGUAACUGAAGAGUGCCAAAGUACGUUAGAAAGCAGUAGGAAAGGGCUGUUUGUCAGUACAACAUAACACUAUAAGCCUCUCAGACUCAACAAAUGCAAAAAUAGUUUGUCAUGAUGGAGCCCCAAAGUGUUCAUUACUGAAUAAAUACGGCAUUAUGAAAUGAAUAUCAUAAAAAUGAAUAGAGUAACAUAUAAAAGUAAAACAAUGAAUUUGGAAAUAAUAAAUUAUUAAAACCCAUUAUCAUUUAUUAAUGGUAUUUCAUCAUUAAAUUCAUAUUACAGUGUUUUAUUUAGUUAGCAUUUAUUAUUGCACAGAUUUUUUUCAGUUCAAAGUGCCCUUUUUCAAAGUUCUGUUUUACCUAAUAGUAUUUUUCCUAUUGAAACCUCUAUUUCAAAAUUAUUACCACCCAUUUACCACUUAGGUUAUCACUUAAUCCAGCCCAUAAGCUUAACAACAGCCAUAAAAUUUUGCCAGCAGCUACUGAUAGCUAGCGCAACAACAAUGUCAAAACUAAUACUGACUACCUGCACAGAAACCAAACACAGUAACUAGCCACUACCUUUAUUAGGCAGAACAUGGCGACAAAUGCUACCUGGCUAGCAAGCUGACCAGCUAGGUUGGCAAGUGAACUUGGAUUAUAUAGAGCCGGUGUUGGUAGCAUCUAAUUCAGUGUUGUCCUAGUAAUGUGUCUCUAAAGUUAUUCAACAACAGCCACAAAAUUUAGUCAGCAGCUCCCAUUAGCUGGAUCAACGACAGUACCAAAGCUAAUACUAACUUCAGCUUCCAAACAUUUACUACCCACUACUUUUAUUUAACACAACAUGGCAACAAGUGCUUCCUGGCUAGCAAGCUAACAAGCUAGGUUGGCAAAUAAACUUUGAUUAUAAAGGCAGUGUCGGUAGCAGCUAACUCAUUAAUUCAAAGUUAUCUUUGUAAUGUUGUGUCUCUAAAUUUAUUGAACAACAGCCACAAAAUUGAACAGUGGCUGCUGUUAGUUAGAGCUACAACAGUGCCAGAACUAAUACUGACUACCUGCUACAUCAAUCAAACACAGUAACUAACCGCUAGUUUAUUUAGCCCAAAAUGGCUACAAAUGCUACCUGGCUAGCAAGCUAACAAGCUAGGUUGGCUUGUAAACUUGGGUUAUAGAACUACUGUUAACAUUAGCAGCUAACUCAUUCAUGUAGAGUUUUCUUGACAAUGUCUCAUCUCUAAACUUAUUUAGCAACAGCCACAAAAUUUAGCCAGCAGCUCCCGUUAGCUAGAGCAACGACAAUACCAAAGUUAAUGCUGACUAUCUGCUAGCAGAUAGGUUGCUAUAGCAACCAAACAUAACUAACUCAUUUAUUCAGCAGAACAUGGCUACAAAUGCUACCUGGCUAGCACGCUAACUAGCUAGGUUGUCUUGUAAACUGAGCUUACUUUAGUUGCGUUCAGUUGGGGCCAUGUUUACGGUGUUAAUGAGAACAGCCCAUAUGAACACAGCCCUUUUGGUGUACAUGACUUCUCAUAUCCUAAGCACAAGCUAACAAGUUCCGUUUUAACACAAUAGCACAAAAUGGCUGCAAACGCUACCUGGCUAGGAAGCUAACUAGCUAGGUUGCCUUGUAAACUCAGAAUAUGUAGAGCCAGUGUGAACAGUAGUGGCUAACUCAUUGAUUCAGUGUUGUGACUUUCAAGUUAUUAUUUACAGAAAGAUAAAUAGAACAUAAAUAUUUGGUUGCUGUAGCCAAAAGGAGCCAGCUGGUUAACAGUUUUGGCUGUUAGUGAAAUGUUUUGUGCCUUUCAGAAGAUGGCUCUUGACUCUUAAUCUUGUAAUAUUUUACUUAUUUUACUUUAUUUCAUUAUGUCUUAUUUAUUUAAUAUAGAACAUGUUGGGGUGGCUGCUCAUUUUGUUUUAUCUUUUUUAAGGUCAAAUUCUUCCCUGAAGGCAGUGUUUCCACAGUUGUACUGAAUAUUCAGCAUCCUUUCAAGACUAGUAUGAAUGUAGUUCAAAGUGAUGACUGCCAAAAUGUGUUGCUAAAAUUAAAUACACAGUAAGUUUAUAUAAAUAGCAUUUUUUAACAGCUCAGCUAAAGCACCUGAUAGUGGUGUUUAUCUUCUGCAGUUACAAGCAAUACUCAAGAUGUAAUGGCAGUCAGGCCAUCAGUAAACUACAGGUGAAAGUUCAGUCAUGUACCUGGAAAACAGUAAAAUAACUUAAGAUCUUCUUAAUAAUAUAUUUUCUAGAACUUUCAACUACAUCUCACAGUCGUCAUCAGCAGAUGGAGAUAGCUCAGCUGUAGUCACGUGACAGUGAAGUUAUAUGGAACUUCUGUUGAAGACCAUGAGAUGUUGUUGAAAGCCCAGAAAAAGCCAGUAAGUGGACCUUAAGUUGAUUUUUUUUUUUUUUUUGUUAUGGCUUCAGAGGACUGCAAAAUGGCCUUUAUGGUGACACCAUUAGUGCAAUACACAGUCCCUUUGACUGAAACUAGAUCAGCUUUUUUUUUUUAUGUAAUAAAUACAUAAAUCAUCCAAACUGAGAUGUGACAGGUUACAAUGAACAUCAGCAUCACAGGUGAUGGUGGCAGCACUUAAUUUAAAAGCCAUCACUACGACAGAUUUCUCAUAAUGAAUCUCCCAGCUGUUAAUUAUUAUGGCACAUUAUGGGUAAACCACUAAUGAAUAACCACGUUAGCUCGAUUUAGACCUCCUCUGCUCACUCUCAUUCCUGUGGUUCACACAGACAACGUUAAACUCUGCUGAUGUUGCUACUGUUCUUAUUGUUACAGUUUAUAUGAGAUGAAUGUAGCAAUAGUUACUGUACGCACUGGUUUCAGAUUAGUGAACUCAAACUCAUUGGUACUCAAUGUGGAAACUAUCUUAUGAGAAAUAUUAAAAGUUUUAUUUGAA